This is a messenger RNA of Thunnus maccoyii (southern bluefin tuna), 2705 nucleotides long. It is a transcript of the gene rnf220b, whose product is annotated as ring finger protein 220b. Gene Ontology annotation, biological process: protein ubiquitination. The record is from RefSeq and is a predicted model, not a curated record. Gene Ontology annotation, molecular function: metal ion binding; ubiquitin protein ligase activity. Bases 357 to 2048 code for a protein of 563 amino acids. The transcript is spliced from 16 exons. NCBI's taxonomy places the organism in Eukaryota, Metazoa, Chordata, Actinopteri, Scombriformes, Scombridae.
GCGCAUGAAGGAGAGACCAACAGAGGCAGACCGACCCGCAGCCAGUCCACUCACUGAUGCCCUGCUCCUGGCCAGAGACGCAGCGACUAUACAUCUCCAAACUACACACAUCGCAGCUUUAACUCAACUCUGUAACACUCGCAGCAUCUGGAGGAGGACUGGAAAAGCCGGCGCUGCCAACAGCUGCAUGUUGUUUUUUUUUUUUUCAUCCACUCUCUCUUUCCUGCGCGACCAGGAGAAAGUGCCGCGUCCUUGAAAUUAUAAAUUGAAAGAGAGGAAGAGAGGGAGAGAGUUGCUUGACGGCAGAAUAAAUCUCGCUUCGAGUACUUCAACACGCACCACUGACAGGGAGGUGAAUGGACCUCCACCGCCCCUUCAAGAUGGACAGCCCCUCCUACCUGCCAGCUCCGCUGGCCUCCCCCGCCCUGAUGGUCCUCGCUUCCACUGCCGAGGCCGGCCGAGAUGCCUCCGUCCCCUGCCAGGCUCCCAGGCCCUUCGGUGUCCCUGCCUCCGUGGAGAAAGACCUCCACCUCCCCUUCCCCUCCGCCUCUUACACCUUCACCUCCAUGUAUCAGCGACAGGGCCCCAUGUCAGGCACCUUCCCCACCCGAGACUUCCCAGCGUCCCUGCUCCACCUGCACCCCCAGUUCACUGCACCAAACCUGGACUGCUCCACCCUGGGCAUGCUCAACCACAGCGGGGUGGGUGCCUUCCGACCUUUCUCCUCCCCACAAGAGGAGAGGGAGACGGUUGGUUACCACUCGGCUUUCACCCCUGCUAAGAGACUGAAAAGCUGCUUCUCGGAGGUGGAGGGGAAGGAGUUUGACUUUGGCUCCCCGGGAGGCUCCAUCAAAGCUGGGGAGGACUCAGGGAGGAAGCUGUUCUCCAUGUCCGGCCUGCUGUCUGACGGAGAAGCUUCAUCGAGCCCGGAGGAGCGCAAAGAGCACAGCAAGGUGAAGGGUCUCUAUGACGCUCAGGCCCCAGUGUGUCCAGUCUGCCAGGCCAUUCUGCGACCAGGAGAGCUGCAGGAACACAUGGAGCAGGAGUUAACUAAACUCGCCCAGCUACAAAUCAGUGUCACUCCAGUGCAGCACAACCACCUCAUAAGGACACCAAAGUCUCUUUCACUCUCUCUGCAUAUCAAACGUGAAGGAGGUUCUCCCACUUCACCUCCUCGACCAGCUGAGGACACCCACUCUGACCGAUACCAGACGUUUCUUCGUGUGCGGGCCAACAGACACACAAGACUAAAUGUCGAUGACCUCUGCUGGUGCAGGUGCUACGUCAAAUCUGCCCCAUUACGCCCCCACAGCGCAGGAGCCCACCUAGACUGCACACAAGCUGUCAGGAUUGGCAAACUGAAGAGAAGGAAACCAGAGGAGGAGGGAUCUGCGGACUUGGUGCCAUUGGAGGAUGAGUGGAAUGAGAGGAGAAGGAUACAGAUGACGUCUAUAGUCGGAGGGUUUAAAGGUGCGAUGCUUGUAAGCACGACGUCUAAGGAGUGUCGGGACAGCGAUGCAGACCUGGACGUGGAUGGAGAUGAUACUCUGGAGUACGGCAGAGCACAAUACACAGAGACAGAUGUAAUCCCCUGUUCAGGAGAAAACUCCAAGGAGACAACAGUGAACAGCAGCAGCGGCAGCAGCAGCAGCAGUAUGUUGCCUGAAUCCAGAGUCAACCUAGAAUUUUCCAAAUGGUCAAAUGAAGGGAGUCCGUCUACCAGCAGUGGAGAGAAACUGGACGGCAGCGUAGCUGGUCUCCCCAAAACCUGCAAAAACACAGAGAUAGAGACGCUCUCAGAGGACUCCACGCUGACAACUCUGGAUGCACUUAAAGCUCGGAUACGGGAUUUGGAGAAACAGUUGUCUAAAGGAGACAGAUUUAAAUGCCUCAUCUGCAUGGACACGUACACAACCCCGCUCACGUCCAUCCAGUGCUGGCAUGUUCAUUGUGAGGAGUGCUGGCUUCGGACGCUGGGAGCAAAAAAGUUGUGUCCUCAAUGCAACACCAUCACCUCACCUGGAGACCUGAGGCGGGUCUACCUGUGACGCUGCCACUCACAAGAUCAGGGGAGGGGCUUCUUCUGUUUUAGCCAAUCAGGGAUGGACUUGUGGGCAGCUGGCCUGUCAUAGACUCCCACCCUCCUCCUCCUCCUCCUCCUCCUCUUCACACCUUCCUGAUCCCACAUUUUCAGUCAGUGUGCUCCUAACAUCCACUAACCCCCGACAAUUUUAAAGAGCAGCAAGUGUGACCUUUGACCUUCCUUUAGAGCCCUGUACUAUACCCAUGUUCCUACUGCAACAUCAGCCAGAUUGGAGGAAACAUCUGAAACCAACUGAGAGCUCAGGCACUGAAAAACAAAUGGAGAAAAAAAAAAAACAAUAUUGGGACAAUAUUUAUGAAUUUUGUAAUCCUUUUGUCUGUUUUGUGAGAAAAAAAAAAUCCCAUGCAAAGCACAUGUACAUAGUUUUGUGUAUGUUUGGAUUGGGGUGCGUAUAAUGACGUCGACUAGCAGAACAACACGACUGUAUUAACUGUACAGAGUUUGUCUUUGCUUAGAUCAUUUAUUAUUUGUUUAGCUCCUCCUGUAGGUUGGAAACAUUUACAGUAAUCUCAUCACAUUCAGGCUCAUUUUGUCUUCAGUCAUUGAUGUUUCUUUGUAUAGAAUCAUUAAAUCUAAUUUUAUCAGUGUUACUACAAUAAAA